UACGUCCCAGGCAGACAGCUCUGCACUAUGAGCCUCCCCCACCCCCUCUGCACCGCGUCACGCGAGCCAGUACCUGCCCUUUCUGCUCCUCCUGCGGUACAAAAGCUCUACGCAUGCGAACUGACUUUCCCUCUUUGUUGUAAGCACGACAGAAGAAGUAGUCCAUCAUGGCAGAUGAUGAUUUCACCUCUGGGGACUCUGGGGCCUCCACAACAUAUCCCGUACAGUGCUCUGCACUGAGGAAGAAUGGCUAUGUCAUGUUGAAAGGGCGUCCCUGUAAGAUCGUUGACAUGACUACCUCCAAGACUGGCAAGCAUGGGCAUGCCAAGGUUCACCUUACUGGACUUGACAUCUUUACUCAGAAGAAGUUAGAAGAUAUCUGCCCAUCUACUCAUAACAUGGAUGUCCCAAAUGUAACAAGGAAAGACUACCAGGUUAUAGGUGUCUCAGAUGGCUUCAUGUCCCUGUUGGAUGACACUGGAGUAACCAGAGAGGACCUUAAAGUGCCAGAUGGUGACAUGGGCAAAGAAAUUGAGAAGAAGUUUAAUAAUGGAGAUGAGUUUUUGGUCUCUGUGAUGAAAGCUUUGGAUGAAGAGCAUGUAAUUGGCACCAAGGUCUUGACUUAAUAUGUCAAGGACAAUGCUGGCUUUGAAGCCUCACCAAAGCUACUGGCCUUCACCCCACAUCUCUACCAGUUUCCCCACUGGUCAACUAAAACCAGGACCUGGACUGGGUCAGCUUCUUCAACCGUACCUUGGGCUCAGGGCUGACUGGCAUUCUCUUCAAUCAAUGAAGUUAUCCACCCUUAGCCAUCACAGCUUAACUUUGCAAUGGGUACUGAUAUCAUUCCAGGAAUUCCAAACAAUAUUCCAGCAGUUUAGAACAUUCUAGCAUGUGAUGUGUUUUUUUUUUUUUUUUUU
Molecule: messenger RNA, 920 nt
Organism: Micropterus dolomieu (smallmouth bass)
Lineage: Eukaryota; Metazoa; Chordata; Actinopteri; Centrarchiformes; Centrarchidae
Gene: eif5a2
Product: eukaryotic translation initiation factor 5A2
Exons: 5
Coding region: 168-626 (152 amino acids)
Biological process (GO): positive regulation of translational termination; positive regulation of translational elongation
Molecular function (GO): translation elongation factor activity; RNA binding; ribosome binding
Source: RefSeq, a predicted model, not a curated record